Sparassis crispa is the source of this 1830-nucleotide messenger RNA. Its product is annotated as Lysophospholipase 2. Gene Ontology annotation, biological process: glycerophospholipid catabolic process. Lineage: Eukaryota; Fungi; Basidiomycota; Agaricomycetes; Polyporales; Sparassidaceae. Gene Ontology annotation, molecular function: A2-type glycerophospholipase activity. The record is from RefSeq and is a predicted model, not a curated record. The transcript has 8 exons. The coding region runs from base 1 to 1830 and encodes 609 amino acids. Gene Ontology annotation, cellular component: cytosol.
AUGCUAUCCAAGGGCGCGUGCGUUGCCUUGCUAUGUGCAUUGCCAGUCGUCCUCGCUCAAAAUGUAACGAGCUAUGCACCGAGCUACGUCCAGUGUCCCUCGGAAAGCCUUAUCCGCCACGCAGGCACUCCCCAGGCCCGCAACCAGACCCUACAUCCAGGCGAAGUGCGCUACGUUGCGGAGCGUAAACGCCUCGCGCGUGAAGGUCUCAAGGCCUGGCUGGGCGCCGGCAACCACACAGUGUAUCAUGGCGAACUUGACGACCUCGCGGACCACCAAGUGCCCACGAUUGCGCUCUCGCUCUCCGGUGGUGGCUAUCGCGCCUCCCUCUUCAACGCCGCGUCGCUGCACGCGUUCGAUGCGCGGAACGCGACCAGCGUCGCCAGCGGGCUCGGCGGGCUCUUGCAGUCCGCGACGUACAUGACUGCUCUUUCGGGUGGGUCGUACGUCUCGACGAGCCUGAUGUUCAACGAGUUCCCGCCGCUGCCCGACCUCGUCUUUGGGAACAACGCCACGGGCAUACCAGGCUGGCAAUUGGAUCAGGGCAUAUAUGCGCCCGGUCCCUCUGGCGAGUAUGAGAUGCCUUACAUUGGUGAUAUCAUGUACGAUCUGGUGGACAAGCGAGCCGCGGGCGACUUUCCUGUCUCGUUUUGCGACAUGUGGGGGCGAGCGCUCUCAUACCACUUCCUGCCUGGUACAUCUCCCGGCACGUUUACGACGAACGCAACGGCGGGAAACCAUGGCGCGGCGACAACUUACUCGUCUGCCACAGAAUUGGAUGUCUGGAAGAAUCGCACUAUGCCAUUCCCCAUCAUCCUUCAGAAUGUCAACUCUCCGAACGCCAAAGGCCAGCCAUUCGGAUCCACGGGUACCGUCCCGCUGACGAGCGUCGUCUAUGAGGUCACGCCGCUGGAGUUCGGCUCGUACGAGCCCCAGCUCGCCGCAUUCGUCUCCCUGCCAUACCUUGGGUCAAUCGUCGCCGCGGGCCAACCCAAGAUGUGCGCAAACGGGUUCGACAACGCGGGGCUGAUGAUCGGUACAUCCGCGUGCGACUUCAACCCCUACAACAUCACGAACAACCCUAUCUGGACUUCGCCCCAGGCACUGGAGCCGCUGUGGCAGCGAAUUGUCUCUGCAUUUAAUGAGUCUCAGCCGGGACAGGAGAUGGACGCGACAGGCGUGCCCAACCCGUUCUACGGCAUCAGUUCGGAGUACCAGGACUCGGGAGAGACAAACCUGAAUUUGUUUGAUGGGAGCUUGGACUGUGAGAACGACCCAGUGCUGCCGCUGCUCGUGAAGAAGCGCGCGGUGGAUGUGAUCAUAGUCACGGACUCGUCUGGAGAGACAGACUCCUUGAAGCCGAACGGACUCUCAUUGCUUGCGACACAGGCGAAGGGCGAGAUCCUUCCGGAGGAUACGAUCGCUUUCCCUCGGCCGUUCCCCAACUCAACCGAGGAGUUUGUCGACCUCGGGCUCAACCAGCGCCCUGUCUUCUUCGGCUGCGGGCGGGCCAAGAACCCCGACCAUGCUUUCCCGCUGGUGGUGUACAUCCCGAACGAUGACCCCGCGGGAAUCACGAAUAUUACGACCGCGACACUGCAGCUCCCGGUCGCGAACACAAGCGAAGUCUUCGAGCGUGGGUAUCAGCUCGCAUCGCGCGGCUACGCGGGUGCGAACAGCACCGACCUUAGCGACGUGGACGCAGAGUGGGGGACGUGCGUCAAGUGUGCAGUCAUGGAGCGCGUGCGGACUCGCCGGGGUUACAAACGCACGCACGCGUGCGAGGCGUGCUUCGAGAAGUACUGCUACAAGGGAAAGGCCAUGCUGUGA